This is a messenger RNA of Biomphalaria glabrata, 4154 nucleotides long. Its product is annotated as transmembrane protein 179-like. Bases 496 to 1173 code for a protein of 225 amino acids. NCBI's taxonomy places the organism in Eukaryota, Metazoa, Mollusca, Gastropoda, Planorbidae. The record is from RefSeq and is a predicted model, not a curated record. The transcript has 5 exons.
UAUAUAUAUAUAUAUAUAUAUAAGUAUCAUAGCUCUGGACCAGGCCGUCACUAAGCCUAACUGCCACUAUAAGAAUGAAGCAAUACUAUUGGUUAAAUCUAGUUUCUCUUUCAGUAUUGUUGAGGGAAGUGACGUAUGAACUAGCUUAAAACAAAAUCUCAUAGAACCCAGUUUUUUUUAGAUGUCAAGAAUUUAUUGACUAAUUUAUUAAAUAUAAAUGUUUCUAAGUAUUUAAAAAAAAAAUGGUAAAAUGUUUACUAUUACAACUUUUUACGCAGAUUUUAAAUAUGUCAAUAACUAAAAUUUGAAAAACCAUUGGAGUUUCCCUUUAAACUAGUAGAGUCUAGCUCUUGUCACAGUGACUUACACUGACUCUGACUUAGUACUUACACUACUCACACAUCACACACUUCACACAGUCUUGUGACACUCUAUUCAAUUCCUAGAAAAUUUUUAAGUCUACUGUCUAGACUUAGACUCAGAGACUAUUGUACAAUGGGGAUACCUCAAGUGUUUUUGCUUGCUCAGGCUUGCUUUUAUUUACUGCUGUUUGUCUUGUCUUUCUUUGUUUGUGUUCCUGCUGGCGUCAACGUGGAUGAUUUUAAAGGCCACUGCCUGCUCUAUGCCACUGGCAAAUGGAAUUUUACUAACACUGAUACAGAGCUGCAGAAAGUUGACUGGGGGCCAGACAGUGCAUGUAAUUUUACUAUAUUUAUAGGAGUUAUGUCAUUGCUGGUCUCACUUAUCUAUAUCAUAUGGAUAGGAGUUUUGUUGGCAAGGGGGAUUGAAAGCUCUUGGAUAGAUGCAUUCCUGAAUCUUACCAUAAACUCCAUCACUUGUAUUUGUGUGUUUUCUUCUGGAUUGUCUGUCAGUGUUGGCUUUCAGGAUUGGUGUAAACUAGUGACAGAUCCAAAGUCUGGAAUUGAUAGUUGUGAAAAUGGCCAGUAUAUACAAAUUGGAAGUAAAAUUGAUGUUGAUGCGGAUAGUUUUUAUCUACAAUGGCAAAUGGUGCAGUUUGGCCUUUGGAGCUGUUGGAUUUGCUGGCUUGUUCUGUCAGUUAUGGCUUUGAUUCGAAUUUAUCGAUACCAUCGUAGAGAAUCAUUCUAUACCAGCAUCAAUCGGGAAAAACAACGACUUUUGGCUCAUGUUGGAAAAGCUCCAGAACAAGCUUAGGAUAUUGAAAAAUGUUCUAUACAAUUUACUUUGUUGUUUCAUGUAUCCAAUGAACAUUUAUGGAAAAAGUAACCUUAAUAUGGUCAUUUUUAAAUAAUAUAUUAAAUAUUUCAAAUAUUUAUGCUGCUAUUUGAAUAUUCAAUAAUGAUUGUAUCAUUAACACAAGAUUUGCCAAAGUCUUUUGGAACUCAAUUUCAAAGACAGUAUGGUGGCUCCAUGAGUUAAAUCCAUGUUGAUCAAAAAUGUUUUUACUGAGGCUAUUAAUAGCAAAUUUGAGACCUCAGCCAACAGAGAUAGUGUUUGUGCAGCAAGUUUCUGUUAAAACAAGGAGUCUAUGUAAAAAAAAAUAUUAAGGUUACUUUUAGAACUUUGUUAUUCUUCUAUCAGUAUUUUAUAAUUUACAUGAAUUCCUCCUACGCUUUACCAUUUAUUUUUGUACAGCUUUUAAAAGGAAUGAAAACACUACAAAUAGUCUACUGGCCAAUAUAAAAUAAAAGUUGUAGAUCACAAACAGCAAGUAAUGUAGCUUGAAUACCAGGUCUAGUGAGUUAAAACAAUUUUUUCACUACAGUCAAUCAACAAAAUAUUUAUUAUUUAGUUUCUAUGUCUAACAAAAAAGUAGAAAAGGACUUCUGUGUCCGGUAGCUUAUCCUUCUAUUUAUAUUUUAGAUUUUUCUAAGGCAGGUCUUGUGAGCUUCCUGGCAUGUCUUCUGAUCACAAGUUAGCAGCAUACAGUAAUGUCAGGGAAAUUAAAGCUCGAUCUGAUGACUUGUUAUUGGUUUCCCAACAUUUCUAAGGAGUUUACCUUGGGAUACACUGUCCUUGGUGAUUUGUUAGUCUAUUUCAAUAUUUCCUCUAUGGGAAAGUGUACUGCCAAAAUAAGUAAAUCUGACUUCUACAUUUAUUUUCUAUCCAUUUAUUAUAAUGUUUGGAUCUGAGUUUCCUCCUCAUCAUAAUCAUCAUCAAACUCCAUUUGAGUGACGACUUGAGAGGCUCAAAUCCUCUCUUGCAAAAGCCCUGGACAGAAACCCUGCUGUUUUGUGUAGUGCAUACGUCACCAUACAGGUUGAGAAUUAUUUGUUUCCCAGACCUGGCAAAACAUGGCCUAAAUUGUGCCGAUGUGCCAAAACUCAAACUCAUUCCCAGACCUGCCGAGACGGAGAUCAACAAGUCUGGGGCUUUCAAAAAGAAAAUGAGACACCGUGUACUCUUCUUCACUGCAGCGGGGGCACUGUGAGUCCAAAUGUGCUCCCAGACUCCACAGGCUUUUUGGGACUUGUCCCAGCACUCAAACAACUUUUCCAUUUCUAUUUUUUGGAUUAUACCCAGAGCAUGAUGAAGACUCAGUCUGCUCAGUGGGUAGUGUUGAGUGUCCUGGAAUUGGCAGUCUUUUUUUUUUGUACUGAGGCCGAAAUCAAUACAUGUACAUGAGAAGUUGUUGACUGUAGUUUAGUUUCUGAAGAAGCAGUUAAAGCAUUGAACUGUUGAUGAUUAAAUCUUUGAGAUGCCUGGGUUCAAAAGGCCGCCAAGUUUAAGAUGUAGAUGUUAACUCCAUCACAAUCAUUUUUCUUUAAUGCAUCUGUCAACAGCUGAAAGCAUGAAACUGAACAACAUGAGUCCCAGGAUAUGGCAAUAGAAUCAGUGAAAGGUGUUAGGUAAAAGAUUUAUUUGACUGAGGCUUGAACUCUAUAAUACCCUAAAUAGCUGUUUCAAUUUUUUGAAUAAAAUAUUUGGUGAAAUGAUAGGACAUUUACAAACUAAUUAAGAAAACAAUUAUUAUUCUUUUCUUUAAAAUAUAAAAUCUAAUGAGUAAAGACGGCAUGAUGGUUUUCAAUGUGCAUGUAUGAUAUAUUUUUUUAAAACUAAGGCUUACAGAAAUGAAAGUAAACCAUUGUCUUUCAUAGAAGAAAGAAAAUAAUUGACAUCGAUCUGUUUUUUUUAACUUCUUUUUUUCUGACCAAUAUAUAUAUAUAUACAUAUAUAUAUAUAUUUAUUAUAUAAUUAUUAUUACAUUUCUUUUGAACAAGUAUAAUAUAACCUCUUCAGUGUAUCAUUUAGUUAUAUAGAUAGCUAUGUAUUUGUGCUAUAUAUAUUUUUUGUUAUUAUUCCUGUCAAAAUUACAGGCUUUUUCAUAAUGAUUCUAAAAAAAAUAUUUAAAUUUUUUUUUUUUUAAUCUGCUUCAGCUAUGAUCUAAUUCUAUUGGUAGACCUUCACAAUUACUUACAUGUGCUUUUUAACAGAAUUUUUCCCAUGCUUGUAUAAAAAUUAUUAUAGAUAUUUUUAAACUUCAUGAAAUAAACAUCAACCUUUAAGCUACUGUUCUUUCAUCCAAAAUUUAAAAAUAUUAUUUUAUAAAGAAGUUCUUUAAAUAUGUAGGUAUUAUAUUUGGAAAAAAAAACUACCUAAUUUUCCCUUGUUUUCUACAUUCUUUAUCAAUCUACAUUUAGAAAAAUGAAUAUCUGUAUUAAAUUUUACCCCCCCCCCCCCCUUUUUUUUUUGUAUUAAUAAAAAAAAAAAAGAUUUUUUUUUUAGUCUUUAUGAAAACUUUUACCUUACUUGACAAUUAUAUUUUGUCUGUUGAAAUCAUGUCGACAGCCACCAUAGUCAUUCAGAGAGAAAUAAACUAGACAAAAGACAUUUUUACUGCACUCUUUACAAGAGUUAGUUGUUAGGUUGGUUGGUAUUGGGAUUGAGACCUAUUCUUCUCUAUUCAGUUGUUAUGCUUAGUUUAUAAACAUUGUUGUCUUCACUGUUGUUCAUAAAGGCUAGGAAACUGUCUUUAUCUGAGGUCUUCCUGGUGGUCUUGUUCAAAUCUUCCUUAUAAGUAAUAGUUGGCAGUGUUGGGAGAAAACUGAAGGUCUUUUAAGCUUUAAUUCUUUCUACACUGAUGCAUCGUCCCAGAUUGUAAAAGAUAUGCACAUAAAUAUAAACCAUUUUAAAAACAAGAUGAAAUUGUUAGUUGUUUUCACUGUUUUUUUUUU